AUGAGCCUUGAUCGUCAGGAUGCACCUCAGAAAGAUGGAUUAGAUAGGGCAGCAAAGCCUGCAUUGCAGAAUCUACCAUUGCCUCCACCCACAAGGCCGAUCAAGGAGUCGGUUUCCUCCCCUCCAUCUCUUCUCGAUAAAACCAGAACCAAGCUGGCGGAGCCCGUUGUUGCCGCAUUCAUGGCCGGUGGCGUGGCCGGUGCCGUUUCUCGGACGAUCGUCUCUCCCCUCGAACGGCUGAAGAUCUUACUUCAGAUCCAAAGCGUCGGCCGAGAGGAGUACAAAUUGUCUAUCUGGAAAGCUCUCGGAAAGAUGCGACGAGAAGAAGGCUGGCGAGGCUUUAUGCGGGGUAAUGGAACCAAUUGCAUACGUAUCAUCCCAUACUCUGCCGUUCAAUUCGGAAGUUAUAACUUCUACAAGAAGGCCGUGUCGCAGUUCGUGGAGUCUCCUGAGGGUGAAAUGACCCCUGCCCGUCGCCUUCUCUGCGGAGGCGUCGCGGGAAUCACAUCAGUCACGGUUACCUACCCACUCGAUAUUGUUCGCACACGACUUUCCAUCCAAUCCGCGUCCUUUGCGGACCUCGGCAAACGCGAUCCAUCUCGGAGUCUCCCAGGCAUGUUCACCACAAUGGUUAUGAUAUACAAGAAUGAGGGCGGCAUUAUCGCCCUGUAUCGCGGGAUUGUCCCCACGGUGGCCGGGGUCGCGCCCUAUGUUGGCUUGAAUUUCAUGACCUAUGAGUCAGUACGCAAACACUUGACCCCCGAGGGCGACAAAAACCCCGGUCCGGCCCGUAAACUUUUGGCUGGUGCAAUUUCCGGAGCUGUGGCACAAACCUGCACAUACCCCUUUGACGUACUCCGACGACGCUUUCAGAUCAACACCAUGUCCGGGAUGGGAUAUCAAUACACCUCGAUCUGGGAUGCGGUACGUGUGAUUGUGGCCGAGGAAGGGUCACGAGGACUCUUCAAGGGAAUUGGGCCCAACCUUCUCAAAGUGGCCCCCAGCAUGGCCAGUAGCUGGCUCAGUUUUGAAUUGACACGAGAUUUCCUGGAGCGAAAUUUCUUAGGUAUCGACCUCGACCGUCACCAUGUGCGCAGCACCCACCGCAAGGCGCCCAAGAGCGAGAACGUCUACUUGCAGGUUCUCGUGAAGCUCUAUCGCUUCCUUGCCCGCCGUACCGAGUCCAACUUUAACAAGGCUGUUCUCCGCCGUCUCUUCAUGUCGCGCAUCAACCGCCCCCCGGUUUCGCUCUCUCGCAUCGCCUCGAACAUCAACGAGUCGCAGAAGGGCAAGACCGUGGUCGUGAUCGGCACUAUCACUGACGACAACCGUCUCCUCAACGUCCCCAAGCUGUCGGUUGCUGCCCUGCGUUUCACCGCCACUGCUCGUGCCCGUAUCGAGAAGGCCGGUGGUGAGAUCCUGACCCUGGAUCAGCUUGCUCUGCGUGCCCCCACCGGCGCCAACACCCUGCUCCUCCGUGGCCCCAAGAAUGCCCGUGAGGCCGUGAAGCACUUUGGCUUUGGCCCUCACUCUCACAAGAAGCCCUACGUUGCCAGCAAGGGUCGGAAGUUCGAGCGGGCCCGUGGCCGCAGACGCUCCAAGGGCUUCAAGGUCUAA
Molecule: messenger RNA, 1617 nt
Organism: Penicillium macrosclerotiorum
Lineage: Eukaryota; Fungi; Ascomycota; Eurotiomycetes; Eurotiales; Aspergillaceae
Product: putative mitochondrial carrier protein
Exons: 8
Coding region: 1-1617 (538 amino acids)
Biological process (GO): transmembrane transport; translation
Cellular component (GO): ribosome
Molecular function (GO): structural constituent of ribosome
Source: RefSeq, a predicted model, not a curated record